Molecule: messenger RNA, 444 nt
Organism: Lactuca saligna
Lineage: Eukaryota; Viridiplantae; Streptophyta; Magnoliopsida; Asterales; Asteraceae
Source: the annotation of a GenBank genome assembly
AUGGCCUCGGGUGCUAGGGUUUUCAACGGCUGCAGAUCGCUAUUCGCUGCAGCAAAGUCCGCCACUCCCAAAUCCACGGCCACCGCUGCCGCUACCACCACCACCGCUGCAAAGAAGAAAACAACCGUCAAAAAACCAACAGAGAAACCAGCGAAGAAACCGAAGCCAGCUUCUGCUGAAAAAUCGUUGAAACCUGUUGGCAUUUUGAAACCAACUCCGAUUUCUCCAGCCCUAGCUCAGUUCCUCGGUGUCUCUGAAUCCCCUCGCACCGACGCCGUUAAGAAGAUUUGGCAGCACAUCAAGCUCCAUGAGCUUCAGAAUCCAGAAAACAAGCGAGAGAUAAUUUGUGAUGAAAAGCUCAAGACAAUAUUUGAUGGGAGAGACAGAGUUGGGUUUCUAGAGAUUGCCAAAUUGCUUGCUCCUCAUUUUGUCAAGACUAGUUAG